Nymphaea colorata (pocket water lily) is the source of this 1033-nucleotide messenger RNA. Its product is annotated as cypmaclein-like. NCBI's taxonomy places the organism in Eukaryota, Viridiplantae, Streptophyta, Magnoliopsida, Nymphaeales, Nymphaeaceae. The record is from RefSeq and is a predicted model, not a curated record. The coding region runs from base 573 to 896 and encodes 107 amino acids. The transcript has 4 exons.
AUACACUAGCCAUCACUGAUCAUGGCCUUUUCCACGUCCAUCAGGGUUGGAAAACUGGUUGCGAAGCUUGAUCAAUAGACUUAGUAAGCAAGGCUUUUCAUACAUGUACAAACGACGAACAAAAUGGACUUAGAUCGGAAUGUAUACCGUUGGUCCUAGAAUGAUGGAGCUUGGUCUUGGCUCGUUCAUGAUGCAUUCACUAACAACUGGUGUAACUGAAGCUGCCCAUGAACAAGUCUUUGUCCUGAUGAUCGGUACGUAUGUCUGUAUAAAGGAAACCAACUCGAUUUGGUUGGCAUGUUGACCAGCUCUCCUGCUCAUAGGCGAUGGCUGAUCAGGAGAAAGGAGAGUAGGAAAGGUCUUCUAGGAGGCAGCUACAAAGAAGGAGCAGGCACAACGAGUGACCUCCCCCACCAACUCAUCCCGACUGAAGCGCAUGUAAGCUGCGAGUGGAAGCGCUUUUGUGGGAACACACUCUUUCUUUCUCCACAUACUUCUUUGCAUGUUUCAAUUCUCCCCACUUAUAAACGUGAACAUGAGAGCAAUCUCCUGCCCAAGAAACUAUUUGUGCAAUGAAGCAGAGCAAGGCAGCCAUGCUCACUGCCCUUCUGUUGCUGCUCAUGCUUCAAAUGGACCACUAUGCGUCUCUGUCUCUGGAGCAGAACUCUUUUGAUAUGAGAAAGGAGCUUUCAGUUGAUAAGGUGAAAGAUAUAGAUUGUGGUGAAGAAUGUACGCGUCGAUGCAGUAAGGCAGACAGGCACAACAUGUGCAUUAGAGCUUGCAAUACAUGCUGCGCAAGAUGCCAGUGUGUUCCUCCUGGAACAUCAGGAAACAGGGAUGUCUGUCCUUGCUAUGCCAAGAUGAAGACCCACGAGGGAAAGUAUAAAUGCCCAUAAAAAUUAAAAUACCAGCACAUAUAUGAGCUUUACACAGUCUGGCUACAACAGGUCAUGAAUAAAGUUGGCACAGCUUAAUGAUGGCAUUUAGCUCCUUCAUCCAGAUGGAAGAUGAUCUUUUCUGCUUGAAAAAUUAU